AUGUCCAACAAGCGGUUCUUCGGGAGAACGUCAUUCAGUGCUGCCAACCUUCUAGGACCCAACGUAGAUGUGUACCUCGAUCCUAACGGCGAGAUAUGCGCUGGAGGAGAAAAUAUGAAAGACGCCUGCACGCAAGAUGGCGGUUCUCCACUAGUAUGUCCCACCAGUACUGGAACCUACAGCCUAGCUGGGUUAGUCAUAUGGGGCAAGAACUGCGGAAUGCCUGGAGUUUAUGGAGUAUACGUCAGCGUACCAGCCUAUCUCACUUUUAUCCAAAGUAACUUAGCUGCGACCGGUUGAACAACGAUAACCAAAGGAAACAUCAAUGUCAAAUGUUCUAGAAUUGGAGGAGAAAUGCAGCCGCGGUGGUGCAACAUUUUAUACAGUACUUUUCAUAAAGGUCUCUGCUUUUUGAGGGGAUCAAUAUAGCAAGAUACAUGGUGAUGACAUUUUUUGUACCUAAAAUCUACCUGAAUAUGCAAUGAGCUAUGGGAUAUUCACUUUAAAAAUUUUAGACGUCCGUUUAACAACUGCUAAAAGAAGAAGAUUGAUAUAGCAUACUGUAGCGUUUUGAUGGUUGAUUUUUGAGUUACAAGCGAUUAAAUAAAUGUACAAAACACUCAACUUUUAAAACCCGCCAAUAAUCCAUUUUGGAAGCUAGUGACUUCAUACUCUAGGAAUAAAACGCACUCCCAAUGAGCUUAAAAUGAGAUAUCGCACGAACCGACCUUCCAUUUAAAAAAAUGUGAACACGUAGCUGCAAAAGGACCAUGCACAAAACUUUUGGCAAAUGGGCCCCAUUCAGUAUGAUAUACAGGGUGUUGGAAAAACAGACAGAUAUUUUAGAGGGUGAUUCCUUGUUGAAAAAUAUGAAAAAGUAUCUGGAAAAAUAUUUUUCGGAUCUGCUGAAACUCGGC
This is a messenger RNA of Acanthoscelides obtectus, 917 nucleotides long. NCBI's taxonomy places the organism in Eukaryota, Metazoa, Arthropoda, Insecta, Coleoptera, Chrysomelidae. The record is from the annotation of a GenBank genome assembly.